Messenger RNA from Silurus meridionalis, 1480 nucleotides. RefSeq names its product aerolysin-like protein. Lineage: Eukaryota; Metazoa; Chordata; Actinopteri; Siluriformes; Siluridae. The record is from RefSeq and is a predicted model, not a curated record. The transcript is spliced from 2 exons. Bases 137 to 1135 code for a protein of 332 amino acids.
AAACACACCCUCUUUAACUAGUAUAAAUAAGUGAGCAUAGCAGUUUCUGUUGUAUUGCAUUCUUUACCAAAACUUCUUUUGAGGAAGACUUUUCUUACUGUCUGCUUUCGAUCACCUUUUUUGAAAGAACAAGAACAUGUCAAGCCUGGCAGAUGUGCUUAUAAUUGGUGGGCAAGGAGGAGAUCCCUUUGAUUUUAAUGGUAUUGGAAAUGGAGCCACCAUAACAAAGAUCUGGGUGUGGGCUGGUGGCUGGCAGAUAAAAGCGAUUAAGGUUUGGCUCAAUGACGGCCAGUCAAAGCAGUUUGGACGAGAAAAUGGGAAGUUUUCAGAAUUUAUAUUUGAAGAUGGUGAGCAUUUCACCUCCCUUUCUCUUUGGGGAAAUGGAGCUGGAACACGUCUGGGUGCCAUCAGAUUCACUACAAAUCGUUCCCGGGUGUUUUUUCCAAAAAUGACAUCCUGGGAACUAAAAACAGAAUAUCCAGUUGAUGUUGGUUCUGGGAUCUGUCUUGGAAUCAUGGGACGUUCCGGUUCAGAUGUUGAUAGCUUAGGCUUCAUAUUCAUCAACACCAUCAGAUACACUGAGCUUACAGGUGUUACGUAUCCCACACUACAUGAUGAGACACCCAUUGUGGCUGUUGACGAAAUUAAAUCCAUGACCUAUCAAAAUAAUACAACAGAGGUUUUAAAGUACACAUUUGAUACUGCCACAAAAAUCACCAAAAAGUCAUCCUGGUCUGUUACAAACAAGACUGAAUCCUCAUUUUGCAUUGAAGUGAAGGCAGGAAUUCCUAAUAUUCUUGAAAUCUCUGGUGGAUUCAGUUACACAAUGGGAACUGAGAGGUCGUAUACUUUAGAGUUCACUGAGGAGAAAACUGAAUCGUUCUCAUUUACUAUCACAGUUCCUCCAGGGAAAACCGUGGAUGCCAUCGUCACAAUCGGCUGGGCUAACAUUGAUCUCCCCUACACUGGCACAGUCAAGAUUACUUGCGUAAAUGGCAGUGUGCUGCAGUUUCCAACCAGUGGAACCUACAAAGGCAUCAAUUACACCAAAGCAAAAAUAGUUGUGAAUGAAUCUACAAAAAUGCUUGCUGCUGAUCCAAAGGCUGAGAAUGAAGUGACUUAUAAAACAUUCUAAAAUGUAAAAGAAAUGUAAUGAACAUCUGAUUAAAUUUUGCUUCAUUUAUAAUUAGUAAAGAAAAAACCUUGACUUAAAAAAUUGUAUUGAUUACAGGCUAUUUACAAUAUUUCAUUAUACCUUUUCAUUUGAUUUUUUUUUCUUUUUAAAUACAAAAACACUGUUUAAAAUGAAUUUUGAAAAAUGUUGGAAAAAUGUGAAAUGAACAAAUCAAAUGUUUUAAAUCAAACAAUGAUCAAAUAUAGACUCAAACAAACAUAUUUCUUAUUCAUGUUAGUAUACUGCUGUGGAGAUGAUUGUACUUCUUCUUAUCCAAUUUUCACCCAAUAAAAGGUUCUAAUUCAC